Messenger RNA from Portunus trituberculatus (swimming crab), 1044 nucleotides. Its product is annotated as basic phospholipase A2 acanthin-1-like. Bases 223 to 723 code for a protein of 166 amino acids. The transcript is spliced from 5 exons. NCBI's taxonomy places the organism in Eukaryota, Metazoa, Arthropoda, Malacostraca, Decapoda, Portunidae. Gene Ontology annotation, biological process: arachidonate secretion; phospholipid metabolic process; lipid catabolic process. Gene Ontology annotation, molecular function: calcium ion binding; phospholipid binding. The record is from RefSeq and is a predicted model, not a curated record.
UGGCUGUGACGUAACCGUGUGGCCUCUUUGAUAAACAUGAAAUGUUUUGGGUAGUGAGUAGCGUUGGACCCUUCAGUGUGUGCGUUGUGCUCCUACCACUGACUUAUUGAACACAAAUUACUGUACUGGAGGAAAAGGAAAGUCACUUGAGAGAAAGAGAGAAAGAAAAGAAAUUACGGUAGACGCGGAAAGAAAGAAAUAACGGUAAAAGAAGCGAACAAGAUGAGUGACAAAUCGCUGCUCUCGUUUCCUCUUCCUUUCCUCGUCUUCGUUAUGCUGCUGUGCUUCUGCGUUGUGGAAGGCAGAAACAAAGGCGACAUAAAUGCAUCACAUCUUCCCCGCCACCGUCGCUCCAUUGGCCAAUUUGGAGACAUGAUAAGGCUCGCAACUCAACGCGAGGCUCUCCUUUACAACAACUACGGCAACCACUGCGGCACUCAAGGCGGAGACUACCCCGUGGUGGAUGAAGUAGAUAGGUGUUGCAAGAAUCACGACAGCUGCUACGACACAAUCAGAGAAGGAGCGUGUUCCUCCUCCUGGUUCGGGCCGGGCUUCGUCAGGUACUCAUGGUCCUGGAAUGGCACACACCUUCUCUGCGGGGUGGACAAUUUAGGGUGCAGGGCGGCGGCGUGUGAGUGUGAUGCAGUGGCCGCUUCUUGUUUCGCCAGACACCCGUGGAACGCACAGCACAAGAAGUCUUCUAUCUGGGACUUCCUGGCGUGACGGGAACUAGGUUGUGUGUGAAGAGGCGGCUGGUUGGCUGACCGACUGACUGACUGUUUAACUGGCUAAUUGAUCGACCAACUGGCUGACUGAUUCACUGACUGAUUGAUCAGCUGACUGAUUGAUUGAAUGGUUGAGUGAAUGACUGGCUGACUGAUUCACUAAUUGACUGAACUUAUUAACUAGCUGAUUGACUGACUGACUAACUGACUAACUGACAUAGAUUAACUCCUACAAUUAACUAACAAAUAAACAAACAAUAAGAAAAAACGUAAAUAAACUAAUGUUACAUAUAUGAGAGCAUAUCACCUCUAAAACCAA